Molecule: messenger RNA, 2451 nt
Organism: Athene cunicularia (burrowing owl)
Lineage: Eukaryota; Metazoa; Chordata; Aves; Strigiformes; Strigidae
Gene: CD276
Product: CD276 molecule
Exons: 8
Coding region: 228-1349 (373 amino acids)
Source: RefSeq, a predicted model, not a curated record
CCAGAAAUCUGCAAACAUCUUUUGUUUGUUUUUUGAGCCGUUUUGGACACCAGGAGCUAGUUGUCUCCUCUUGGAGGACAGGGAUGUAACAGCCCAAUGCUGCAGGAAAAAAAUGGGAAAGAAAGAAACAAAAGGGGAGGAGAAGCAGCAAGGAAGGGAAGAGGCUCACGUGGCUCCUCUGGGCACCAGCCAGGGCCUCCGGCACAAGUGCUGCCUCCGGGUCUGUCAUGUCCCUGGUGCGGGGGAUGCACCGGUCCCUUGGCCGGUGCCAGGCUGGAGGCAAAACCCCUCCUGCAUUUUGUGAUGGGGUCAGGGCACUUGUGGUGAGGGAGAAGACUCCCCAUAAGAAGGUCACCCGGGGCCGUGCUUGCUUCUGCUUUCUUAGCCGACCUUUGCUCAUGCCAAGGAUGCCCUGCUGCCCGCUGCUUGCCCUGGGAGUGCUGGCACUCAGCCUGGCAGGUGCCAUGGAGAUCCAGGUCCCGGAUGAGCCCGUGGUGGCUCUCUUUGGCCGAGAUGCCACCCUGCGCUGCUCCUUCUCCCCAGAGGCCAACUUCAGCCUCGAUGACCUGAGCCUCAUCUGGCAGCUGACGGACACCAAGCGCUUGGUCCACAGCUUCUCUGGUGGUCAGGACCAACUGGCAGACCAGGGCGGGGGCUAUGCCAACCGUACAGCCCUCUUCUACGACCAGCUGGCCCAGGGCAACGUCUCGCUGCUCCUCCGGCGCGUGGAGAUCUCGGAUGAGGGCAGCUUCACCUGCUUUGUCCGGGUCCAGGACUACAGCAGCGCGGCCGUAACGUUGCAGGUGGCAGCUCCGUACUCCAAGCCCAAUAUGAACCUGGAACCCAACAAGGACUUGAAGCCGGGAGAUCUGGCGGCUGUGACUUGCCACGCUUCCCGCGGCUACCCUGAGGCCAGUGUCCUCUGGCAGGACAGUCAGGGCAGCAACAUCACUGAAAAUAUCACCACAUCCCAGGUGGCCAACGAGGAAGGUCUCUUUGAUGUGCACAGUGUCCUCCAGGUGCUGGUAGAGCCCAGCAGUACCUACUCCUGCCUGGUGCGAAACCCGGUGCUGCAGCAGGAGACUCACGCCUCCGUCACCAUCACGGGCCAACACCUCGCCUUCCCCGCUGUGGCACUCUGGCUGACGGUGGGACUUGCCAUCUGUGUUGUGGGGCUGCUUGCCGUCCUGCUGUACGUGUGCCAGAAGAAAAUCCGCCAGAGCAAGGAGGAAGAGGAGGAAAAUGCAGGGACGGAGGAGCAGGAUGAGGAGGGGGAAGAACCCAAGACAGCUCUGCAGCCGCUGAAGAGUGCAGAGAGCAAAGACGAUAAUGAACAAGAAAUUGAUUGACGGGACACCCCCAAACAGCACCCUGUGCCCUGGACCAGCUGAGAUGUCCCCAGUGGGGAUGAACUCUGGGUCCCCUGGGGAGGGCACAGACCUGCUGCCACCCCUUGUCCCUGGCCACGUCACCCUCCUUCCCCAGGCACGUCUUUGGGGCGCCCUGGGGCUGGAGAGAGGCUGAGUCUCUUUAUCCCCGGCGAGCCCCGAAGAUGGGUGCAUCCUUCCUGGGGACGGUGUGUGUGGGGUGGAGGCUCUUCCCUGGUCAUCUGUCCAUCCCCAUGUGGGGCUGAGAGCAACCAGGGUCGACUGUUCCCACCAGCCCCCUCUGUGCCUGCUCCUGCAUGGCUGCAGCCGAGCCCAGCCACCUUCCAGGUGUCUUCCAGGGCAAAUUUCGGUGCCUUUUCCAAGCCUAGAGACCUUGAGAGGGGUGAUGGGCUCAGUGAGGUCCUUGGGAGCAAGCAAUGGAGCCCAGGAGGCUCGGGGAAGAUGGAUGGGACCUGUAGGACCCCCAGGCACAGGGGACAGAGCUUGGUGCUCUUGGCCCGGAUGGUUGCACCUCUCUGGGGACAUAUGGGGACAAUUAUUUCUUCAUGUUGCACCACUGUGGUUCCUGUUGGACUUUUAUUUUUGCCUUAAAUGCAAAAUCCCAUUGGGGCAGUUAUCCCCUGCUUUGAAUUAACCCGGGGGAUUUUUUGAGGGAGGGGGGUCAAAAGGCAGGGCUUUGGGGGGACCUGCCGGCCAGGUGAAGCCCCCCUGUCCUCCUCAUGGUGACGAAGCUGAUGCUUUAGGGGCUAAAGCACUGGUGGGGGCAUACCUGGCCAGCGUGUGGGGUUGAGCCCUCAUGUUUCCCAUGGGAUCAGCGGUCUUUGCCCUGGUGUGUCUUCUGGGGGUCCUCCUUCCACUGCUGGGUACCUGCAGGGUGCGUGGGGGCAUCCAGGCUCCUGGGGUGAACAGGGUGGUGUGUCCCUGGUCCCGCUCUGCUAGGUGGAGAAGUCCCCUCUGUGCUCCUCUAUGGCUCUUCAGGUUUUCGUUGUUAUUUAAAAUCCAAAAUCUGAAGGGGAUUUUUGUGCUUUGACAAAUAAAUCUGGGGGUUGUUUUGGACAAUGCU